CGUAAAAACCACUUCUGUUUUCUUUCAUUUUCACUUGAUAAAAGGCACCAUGAAUUGUGUGUUCCCUGCUCAUAUCUCAUUACACUCUUCGUUUCUCGCACCCUCUUGAUUCUCUUCCUUGCCCAGAAACUCUCCUCCCCAUUCAUUUCUAUACAAAUCGCAGCCUACCCCCUAAGCAAUGGAACUACUAAAUUUUCUAUCCACAUAUAUCAAUAACCUUUAUUCUCAAAAAAAGAAAUUUCUGGUUUCUGAUGCUGUGUCUGAUUACAGACGUUCGCCUUUUGAUCUAACUAAGAAAUUUAUAGGUUCCUAUGCAGUGUCUGAUUUAACCCACAAGCUUUCUGAUCAAAUAAAGACAUUUAUGGCUUCUGGUGCUGUGUCUGAUUACAGACGUUCGCCUUUUGAUCUAAUAAAGAAAUUCAUGGCUUCUGGUGCAGUGUCUGAUUUCACCUAUAUGCCUUUUGAUCUAAUAAAGAAAUUUAUAGCUUCUGGUGCAGUGUCUGAUUUCACCUAUAUGCCUUUUGAUCAAAUAAAGAAAUUUAUAGCUUCUGGUGCAGUGUCUGAUUUCAACCACAAGCUCUCUGACCUAAUAAAGAAAUUUCUAGCUUCUGAGACAGUGGUGUAUGUCCUCCAAUGGUUUAAGAAAGAAAGCGUUCCUAUAAUUGUUGCAGUGGUAGUGAUAGCACUCCUAGUACGCCUGUUUCGUAGUUGCUGCGGAUGUCUUGCCAAGAAUAUUGUUCGUAUUUGCUGCGGAUGUCUUGCCAAGAUUGUUCGUUUUUGCUGCGGAUGUCUUGCCAAGAGUGUUAAAACAAUGAAAGCACCGGGGAGGAACUAUCGCAUACCAAGGAGUAAUUUUGAAGCAAAUCCUCGUGCUUAUUUUAGGGACUUGCGCAAGGGGUAGAAGAUAUAUCGAUUCUAAGCGUCCAAUAUGGUUGUUUCCAUAGGCUUUUCUCCGGAAGCAGACCCGCUCUUCUUCAUCUCUUCAUCGACCCUACUGUAUUUUCUUCUUUUCGAGUGGUUUUUCAAAAGCUUUGAUCUGUUGUAGUAGAUGCUUUGUGAGCUUGCUUCAACUUACAUGUUUCAAUAAAGAAGUGAAUUGGUCUUCA
Molecule: messenger RNA, 1106 nt
Organism: Populus trichocarpa (black cottonwood)
Lineage: Eukaryota; Viridiplantae; Streptophyta; Magnoliopsida; Malpighiales; Salicaceae
Exons: 1
Coding region: 179-901 (240 amino acids)
Source: RefSeq, a predicted model, not a curated record